UCGGUGGUACUUCUCUAGUCUGACCUUCCGUUUUCCUGGGUGUGAGUGAUGUCAGUGUUAAAUCCCGAAUCUCUCUCCUCCUAGGUGUGGUACAGAUAGUGGAGGUGAUACUGAAUGGGAUGGUUCUCAUGUGUAUCGUGGCCUCCUACUUUGUCCUUGCUGGAUUCAGUGCCAGCUUCACCACUGGUGGCGGCUUUGGGAACAACUAUUACUCACCCUUUGAGGGCACUGAGCUGGAGCAGGUUCGGCAGCUGGACCAGCAGUACACAGUCCUCCGGGCACCCCUGAUAUAUGGUGGCGUGGCUGUUUCUCUGGGGCUGGGUGUCCUUACUAUGGGUGUUUUACUCCAAGGAGCCAAAAGUCUAACCAAAUUGUUGCCGACGUGGCUCCUGCUGGAGGUCGCCUUCAGCCUCCUGGCGGCAGUGAGCUACUGCGUAGGCAUCGGCAUUUACCUCCACGUAGCCUUGCGGAUCAAUUCCACAGACACUUGCACAGCAAGAGCACGGCUCUAUGCCCGCAAGGGCCUCACCUGGAUGAACUGCCAGCUGGCAGGCACUGAUGGGGCAGCAGCCACCUUUGCUUGUCUUCUGGUGAUCAUGUACGGCGCCAGCGUGGUGCUGGCCCUGCGGAGCUACUGGGAACAGAAGCACUACAAAGACAGCCAAGCACAGGACAGAAAUUACAACGACGCGCCAGAAUACCUGUGGUCAGGAACGCUCUGAGACCUCUUUUGGAACCUCACUGGCACCCCACCUCCCUUGUUUCCCUCAAAACGAUGUGUCCUUUAAAGUGGCACAUGACACAACUAUGGUCUUCACAUACUUGAUUUUACAAAUGUUCCCUUUGGUACCAGUGCAAAGCUAGAUGAUCAUUGCAUUUUUUUUUUUUUUUUUUUAAAUCAGUAAGUCUUUGUUGGCUGAGAGCAAAGAUGUCUCCAUCUUUGCAACAAAGAGCAACAUGAGAAGUCUGGGGAUGCCCUUAUGGUGGGGCUCUCUUACCACAUGGUGAUGUAAUCAUAAUAGCUAGAUAGCCAGAAAAAUUAUGAAAGAGAUGAGAAUCAUACAUCCAGAGUAGCAGGUCCAGUGUUACAGUAGAAAUAUCUUCCCAUCAUAACUGCUUAAGGUCACCAAAAGAAACAUGCCACUGCCCCCUGUAUUUAGUCCAAGGGAAACGAUUUUAAAGCAGUUGGAUGAUUGAGUUCUAAAUGAGUAAUUACCAUCUGACUCUCCUAGAAGGAAACCACUCUAUCGGUACAGCAGUGUGCCCAGACGGCCUGGGUCCCAGGGAGCCUUUCUCCCUUAGAGAUGGGAGGCAGGAUCCCUGACUCAUGAAAGGAGAUGCUUUGAGCAUGCGCAUUCCUCCUCAGGAUUCCCGCAUUAGGGCUGAGAGAAAACGGUUUUCCUGCCAGCAUUCCAAGUUACUUUUUUGUUGCAAGUCAUUCAACUGGAUUUCACGGUCCUAAAAUAUUUUACAAUUUUCUUAAAUAUGAGGCUUCCCGAUAGUGAGAAAUAAAAUUCAUAAACUUCUUAAAUGUGCUAUUCAACUGACUUAAAAAAUUAAACUGAAUUUUACCAGACUAGAAAGGCUUACUGGAGGCUUCUUCAUUUCUCCAUUCCCUGAUAGUCCCCUCUAGAGAAGGCCUUCAAAGGUAGUUUGUAAUCGCUCAGGACCUUGAAUUGUCUUCAUGAUGUAAUAGAUCAUUAAC
Messenger RNA from Hyaena hyaena (striped hyena), 1705 nucleotides. RefSeq names its product MARVEL domain-containing protein 3-like. The transcript has a single exon. Gene Ontology annotation, cellular component: membrane. The record is from RefSeq and is a predicted model, not a curated record. The coding region runs from base 120 to 722 and encodes 200 amino acids. Lineage: Eukaryota; Metazoa; Chordata; Mammalia; Carnivora; Hyaenidae.